AUGUGUGGAGUGGAAGAGGGAGCAGCUCUGGAGCAGGCCAUCAUCAGCCAGAGGCCUCAACUGGAGAAGCUCAUUGCCACCACCGCACACGAAAAAAUGCCCUGGUUCCAUGGAACAAUAACACGAGAAGACUCUGAACCCAGGCUUCAAAAUGGUGCCCGUACAAAUGGAAAAUUCCUGAUCCGGCAGAGAGAUAUGAAUGGAUCCUAUGCUCUGUGUUUACUACAUGAAGGCCAAGUCAUGCAUUAUCGCAUCGACAGGGACAGGACUGGCAAGCUCUCUAUCCCAGAUGGCAAAAAGUUUGACACCCUGUGGCAGCUGGUGGAGCACUACUCAUAUAAACCAGACGGCCUGCUACGAGUGCUAACAGAUCCCUGUCCAAGACCUGAUGGAGUCAUUGGGCAAAUAGGAAGGCCACCACUCCCACGGGACCAUCCCGGAUUAAGUUCUGCCCUUCAAAAUGCGGCAGGUGGACUUCUCUCCAAACUCAUAACUGGCAUCAAAAAGACGGCCCAGGGACAGCAAACCCACAUCCCAGAAAAUCCCAAUCCUUAUGAAACCAGAGUGCCCAAUAAUCUAGUAGGUGGCAAAGAGGCCAUGCCAAUGGAUACAGAGGUAUAUGAGAGUCCAUACGCAGACCCAGAUGAACUGAGGAGUUCCACAGUGGAUCGCAAGCAGCUCUUCUUGGAGGAUGGAGAACUGGGCUCUGGGAACUUUGGCACAGUCAUAAAGGGCAUCUACAAGAUGAGGAAGACAGAGAAGCCAGUUGCAGUCAAAAUCCUGAAGAAUGACGAUAACAAUCCAUCAGUGCGUGAGGAAAUGCUGCGAGAAGCCAAUGUCAUGCAGCAGCUGGACAAUCCUUACAUUGUCCGGAUGAUUGGGAUCUGUGAGGCAGAGAACCUCAUGCUGGUCAUGGAGCUGGCUGAGCUGGGACCACUCAACAAGUUCCUGCAGAAGAACAAGCAAACAGGUGUAAAGAACAUCACAGAGCUGGUCCACCAGGUGUCCAUGGGGAUGAAGUACCUGGAGGAGCAUAACUUUGUCCACAGGGACCUCGCUGCCAGGAAUGUAACUGCUGAGAGACACGUCACAAACACUGGUGGAUACAGCUUCUUUGUGGCAGAUCAAGCAUGA
Morone saxatilis (striped sea-bass) is the source of this 1134-nucleotide messenger RNA. RefSeq names its product tyrosine-protein kinase SYK-like. Gene Ontology annotation, molecular function: ATP binding; non-membrane spanning protein tyrosine kinase activity; signaling receptor binding. The record is from RefSeq and is a predicted model, not a curated record. Gene Ontology annotation, cellular component: extrinsic component of cytoplasmic side of plasma membrane. NCBI's taxonomy places the organism in Eukaryota, Metazoa, Chordata, Actinopteri, Moronidae. The coding region runs from base 1 to 1134 and encodes 377 amino acids. The transcript is spliced from 11 exons. Gene Ontology annotation, biological process: B cell receptor signaling pathway; adaptive immune response; neutrophil activation involved in immune response.